AUGGCGCCACUCCUUGCCGAGGAAGUCAUCAAGCAUUCCGCAUACAACACCAUCAAUUAUGACCUCCCCGCCACAACCUCUGGAUCAUGUACCGUGGCGCAGAACAGGCGAGGAGGGCCCUUGAACAUCAACUAUGAGAUCCAUGGCAAUGGCCCCGUGAAGCUCGUGUGGGUAAUGGGUCUGAAUGCAACGCUGAAGGACUGGAGGCGUCAGACCAAAUACUUUGGUCACCAGCACGCUUCUAAAUAUUCAUGUCUAGUCUUUGACAACCGUGGAGUUGGUCGGUCGGAUAAACCGGUCGCCUAUUACUCCACAUCCGAGAUGGCUCGAGAUGUGGUGGACCUGGUCGCCUCGCUGGGCUGGAUCGAUCUUGCUGCUCCUCCGAACCGAUCGAUUCAUGUCAUCGGUGCUAGCAUGGGUGGCAUGAUCGCCCAAGAGAUUGGAAUGCUCAUUCCCGAUCGCUUAUUGAGCCUGACCCUCUGCUGUACUGCUCCGCGAUUGGUUCGGACAGGUCCAUUCUUCGAAAACUUGCGUGAACGGGCGGGCAUGUUCAUUCCCCGCCAUGUCGACAUAGAGCUCGAGAGGAUGGCAAGGAGUCUCUUCCCCGAGGACUUCCUGGCCGAACCAGAUACAGAGUACGAGGACCCAGCGAUGAACUUUCCGACCAAGCGUGAUCGGUUCGCUGCUGGUAUGCUGCAUAAGCGUGCGGACACCGAAGCGCAUACGAAGAAAGGAUUCAUGAUGCAGGUGUUGGCUUGCUAUUUCCAUCAUAAGUCAGCGGAGCAGCUCAAAUCUCUGGGAGAUCAAGUGGGGAGGGAGCGGAUCUUCGUGUGCCAUGGCACUAGAGACUUGAUGCUGACGUUCCGUCAUGGGGAAAUAAUACGCGAGGAGAUCGGUGAUGGGAUCCAAUGGAAGGUCUUCGAAGGCAGCGGCCAUAUGCUGGGCUGGGAAAGGGAGCACGAGCUGAACAAGAUGCUGGAAGAGUUUGUGGAUAGAUGCACCUGA
Aspergillus luchuensis is the source of this 1005-nucleotide messenger RNA. RefSeq names its product alpha/beta fold hydrolase. The transcript is spliced from 2 exons. Bases 1 to 1005 code for a protein of 334 amino acids. Lineage: Eukaryota; Fungi; Ascomycota; Eurotiomycetes; Eurotiales; Aspergillaceae. The record is from RefSeq and is a predicted model, not a curated record.